Molecule: messenger RNA, 1363 nt
Organism: Etheostoma cragini (Arkansas darter)
Lineage: Eukaryota; Metazoa; Chordata; Actinopteri; Perciformes; Percidae
Gene: s100p
Product: calcium-activated potassium channel subunit beta-2
Exons: 5
Coding region: 397-1098 (233 amino acids)
Biological process (GO): potassium ion transport; detection of calcium ion
Cellular component (GO): membrane; voltage-gated potassium channel complex
Molecular function (GO): calcium-activated potassium channel activity; potassium channel regulator activity
Source: RefSeq, a predicted model, not a curated record
CCCGGAAUGCUGGCAUGUGAAAUCACACACUGGGGUGGCAUUAUACCGCCUUUGCUUGGUUCUGUGUGAAUUAACAAAGCCAACAUAACGGCAGACCUUCAUUGAAGCACUAUUGUGAAAUCUCUGUGUGAAAGGGGACUGAUUAUUACUGUGAGCAGUGAGGGGUAGUGUCCCUCAGUCUGCAGUAUGGGAGGCAUGCUGAGGGCUGCUCCGUCCCUGAAAAACAGAAUAACACAUGUUGGCUCAGCUUAGAGGACACUUUUUAAAAUGCCAUGGGAUUAAAAUACAAACCGAACACCUGCAGCCAGGAAACAUUUUGACCUCAGCAGUAUUUGAAGGUGGGUCAGCGCCUCUGGCAGCAUCGGUGGACUACAGUCCCCACAUUCCUCAGAUAGGAUGUUUCUGUGGGCAGGAAGUAAAGCAACCGAUGGAAAAAGUGACCGCAGUUCCAUCUACCAGAAGUCCCGGGAAUAUGAUGUCCUGGACAAGAGGAAAACCAUGACAGCUCUCAGGGCAGGAGAGGACAGAGCCAUACUGCUGGGCCUCAGCAUGGUCGUCUUCUCUGUCAUGAUGUACUUUGUCCUGGGAAUCACCAUACUGCGCUCUUACUCGGACAGCGUGUGGACUAAUGAGGCUAGCUGCACUAUCGUGAACUCCACCAUCGUGGGCGAUGUCAACUGUUCAUACAGCUGUGGAGCAGAGUGCAGGAAGAGUUCCCGUUACCCCUGUCUUCAGGUCUACGUGAGCCUCAACUCCACAGGAAAGGUGCUACGACUGUUGCACAACGAGGAGACACAGGAUAGCAACCCUGAGUGCUUCUACUUCCCAAAGUGCCGUAAGGACUAUGCAGCCAUGCAUGUGAUCAUUCAGAACAUUUCUGAGCGUCUAAGGUCACAACACACAGUUCAGUGUUUCGUGGACCCUACAGACAGAAUUGACAGUGCCAUCCUGACACAGAUCUACGGUCGGGUCGCCGUCUUCCACUCCCUGUUCUGGCCAACCUGCACCUUGAUUGUAGGAACCAUUAUUAUUGCCAUGGUGAAGCUGACCCAGUAUCUGUCCAUCGUGUGCGAGCGACAAAGCCGCAUUAAGAAGUGAAGGAAGUUCAAAAGGAAGUUCCUUUCAUAUGGACAUGGGAACAACUGAACCAGCUUUAUGGGGACAAGACAGAAAGACAAGAGGAAAAAGCUGUUUCACGCCCAGAAGUGGUCUGUCUGUGAUAGCUGGAAUGUUGGGAUUCAAAGAUAUGCAUCAGUGACAGUCUAAAAGCAGCUACAAUGAGAAGCAAAUACUUUUGAGACAAUGUGUAGCAAGAGUAUUUCCUACAAAUGAUGAAUGCAUUUCUUCUACAUUUAGUUAAAAG